AUGUUCUGGCAGUGUGAUUUUUCAAAUAACUCCUCGCACUUGAAUGAAUUGUUAAACAGUGAAACAGUCACAUUAGAUGAUGUUAUCAACGAUGAAUACAGCAUGCAGGAAAUUCGCGAUGGCAAUGAAAAACUCAUUAAAUUUUUGACUCAAUCAUCCGUUAUCAACAAUUUGUUAUCAAAUGCACUUAGACCAGAAAUUGACCUUAAAGAACCACAAAAUCAGCAAUAUAAACGUGCUCAUAUAUGUACUGAAAUUCUUUCAUUAAAUUGUGAUGCAAUUUGUGCCGCGUUGCUUAAUGAUCAUUCUGCUUGUACGCUGCUUGUCAAUUUCCUCAAUUUAUCGGAUAUUAACUCUCUUUUAGCCAGUUUUUAUAUGAAAAUUAUGACGCAACUCUUCAGCAAAUGUACAGAAAUGCUAUUAAAUGAACUGAAGAAAACAGAUUUUUUAAAAUAUUGCUUAAAUAAUCUGUUCUGUUCAGCAGUAGCGGAGUUGUUGUAUCGGAUGGUUAAUUUACCGAGUGAAUUUGAGCUUCAAAAUGUUGUCAAACAGUGGUAUGUCGAUUAUCAUUUAAUAGAAAAUCUUAGCAGUCUUUUGGUCGAUGAACAGCCUCCCGAGGUCCACUGCAAUGUUUCGCAUCUUUGGUGCGAAUUAGUGCGUACUCUUCGUGAUGUGCAAUAUACAUCAGAUGAAAAACGAUGUGAUCCGCUUCUAGAAAGUCUACAGUCAGAAAGAAAUAUUCAAAUUAUAGCCAACAAAACUUUACCGAAAAAUCCAUCUCAUCAAAAUGAUUCGGUCAUUAUAAACUGUGCUUCAAUACUUAUUACUCUUCUGGAAACGAAUUUUGUUCCCAAUUGCCCAAGUCAUAUACUUGGAGUUGAGGAGAGGGGUGAAAUUAUUCAUUGGGAUGAUUCUGCAGCAGAUGAUGAAAAUAAACUUUCUGGCGUUGUAGUAUGGCAACCAGAUGCGGGUCGUAUUGUAGAAACUAUAAUUGCCGCUUAUGCAGAUCGAUUAAUCUCUGGUAUCUGUCAUUCAUUUCAGUUACUCAAUACUAAUCAUCUAGAAACGCAUCAAACAAUACUUACCGCAUUUUCGUCUUUCACAAUUAAUCCUUUCAAAUUUUUGUUUGCCAUUGUUUUGGCCCAACCAUCGAUCUCAAUAUUCCAACAACUUUUAGCUCGAUGUGUUUCAUUUAUAUUAUAUACUAAAUCAUCUUCGUCAUCUCCUCUCAUUUCAUAUUUAUUUAAGGACUUUGAUCUAAUUGGUAGCAUACUGGAUUUAACUGAGAAAUCGAAAUCCUCCUCACCAUUGAUUCGCAAAUUAUUGAAUAGUUUUUGCUUUACAUUGGCUAUUUGUAUUCGUUCAGCUCGAUCUUCGCCAAAUUCUGCUAUCAUUGAGGAGUUUAUAAACGAAUCAAGUAGACUUGACGACUGGAACGAGUUUUUAAGGUCUUUAGUAGCUCAAUAUGAGAAAGAAAAUCAAUGUGAUGAAAUCGAAAAAUCUCUCUCAAGCCUUAAUUGCAGUUCACAUUCGGCGAAUGCAUCAUUUAUUGAAUAUGAGUCAGUUAAAGAGCCUAUGAGUAAUAAUGUAGAUCAUGUAAAAAGAAUAUAUGAAGAGCAUAUGCCACCUGAGCCACUUCCUUCAUAUGAUAAACUUCCAUUUUCUCACGCGAAAUUCGGCGAUAUCAAAUAUGCUUGUGAUCUAUCUAUAGCAAAAAUCAUUGACAUCAAUUUGGAAGAGAAAUUUAAUGCUGUUGUUGAUGAACAGGCUUUUGAAGCGUUAUGCUCUCUUCGCUUUAAUAUUGACAGUUUGAUUGAUGAGUCUUCAAAAAAUGAAGAAAGCAAAGCUCAGUUUCUUCAUAACGAAUCGGUUUUCGAAAACAGAAUGAAUUCAACGCAUAAUCCUUCAAAUUCAAAAGGUUUUGCUAUUGACAGUGUGAAUUUAUUGUCUGAAGAAGUAUUUUGUGCUAGAAAUCCAUGUUUUCUAGGUUUUGGGCAUAAAGAAGAACAUGCAAAUGAAUUAUGGGCAACUCCAGUCGAUCCCUUUGAUCCAUGGUCAAAUUUUGUUUCUGUGAAGGAUGAGUGGCCUUUGACAUGUUCUGGCAAUGAAUUCUCGAAGACUGAUAAGGUCAAUCACUUCGUGGUGAAAGAAUUUGUACAUUCAGCGUCAGAUGAUUCAGCCGAACCCGUUUCUGAUAAAUCUUCUGAUUCGUGGGCUGAUUUUACGUCAGUGAAAGCGGAUGAUUGGCCGCCGUCUAAGGCAGUAUCAUCAGAAGAUUGGCCGAAUGUUAAUUCUAGUAUUAAUGAGGAAACGGCUUCUCAACUUGCAAAUAACACUGAUAUCACAUUUGCAUCUAAUGCAAUCGCUUCAGCCAUUUUGACUGGUUCAGUUGAAUCGUAA
Messenger RNA from Dracunculus medinensis (Guinea worm), 2400 nucleotides. The record is from the annotation of a GenBank genome assembly. NCBI's taxonomy places the organism in Eukaryota, Metazoa, Nematoda, Chromadorea, Rhabditida, Dracunculidae.